GCUAUGGGCCAAUGUCAGUCAGUAGGAGGCAAGUUCAACAUCCAGGCUGUUCAGUGGCCUUGCAGGGUUCACCCAGAGGUCCAGAGACUAUGUUGUUCAGGGCUCAGAGUGGGUGUGGGUCUAGGUGAGGCAGGAGUCCCUCUCAUGCUGGCCCUGGGCCUCCAGCCGCACAGAGAGUCCUGUUGGUCCUUUAGCAGCUUCCCCACCUCCCCCAGCCUGUACAAUCAGUGGACAUGGACAAGUGUUGGCAAAGGACCAGAGGAGGGGGUGAGGAGUGGACCGCUGGACUACACCAUCUCAGGAGGGUCCCAGAGAGUCUUCAAGAAGGCAAGCCCCAAUGGAAAGCUCACCGUCUAUCUGGGAAAGCGGGACUUUGUGGACCACAUUGACCUCGUGGACCCAGUGGAUGGUGUGGUCCUGGUGGAUCCUGAGUAUCUCAAGGAGAGGAGAGUCUAUGUGACACUGACCUGCGCCUUCCGCUAUGGCCGGGAGGACCUGGAUGUCCUGGGCCUGACCUUUCGCAAGGACCUGUUUGUGGCGAACGUGCAGUCCUUCCCACCGGCCCCCGAGGACAAGAAGCCCCUGACGCGGCUGCAGGAGCGCCUCAUCAAGAAGCUGGGCGAGCACGCCUACCCUUUCACCUUUGAGAUCCCUCCGAACCUCCCAUGCUCUGUGACACUGCAGCCAGGGCCUGAAGACACAGGGAAGGCUUGUGGUGUGGACUAUGAAGUCAAAGCUUUCUGCGCAGAGAACCUGGAGGAGAAGAUCCACAAGCGGAAUUCUGUGCGCCUGGUCAUCCGGAAGGUUCAGUAUGCCCCGGAGAGGCCUGGCCCCCAGCCCACAGCCGAGACCACCAGGCAAUUCCUCAUGUCGGACAAGCCCUUGCACCUAGAGGCCUCCCUGGAUAAGGAGAUCUAUUACCAUGGAGAACCCAUCAGCGUCAAUGUUCAUGUCACCAACAACACCAACAAAACAGUGAAGAAGAUCAAGAUAUCAGUGCGCCAGUAUGCGGACAUCUGCCUUUUCAACACAGCCCAGUACAAAUGCCCUGUGGCCAUGGAAGAGGCUGACGACACAGUGGCACCCAGCUCAACAUUCUGCAAGGUCUACACGCUGACCCCCUUCCUGGCCAACAACCGGGAGAAGCGGGGCCUCGCCUUGGACGGGAAGCUCAAGCACGAAGACACCAACCUGGCCUCCAGCACCCUGCUGAGGGAAGGAGCCAACCGGGAGAUCCUGGGGAUUAUUGUUUCCUACAAAGUGAAAGUGAAGCUGGUGGUGUCACGGGGAGGCCUGUUGGGAGAUCUUGCAUCCAGCGACGUAGCUGUGGAACUGCCUUUCACCCUGAUGCACCCUAAGCCCAAAGAGGAACCCCCACAUCGGGAAGUUCCAGAGAACGAGACGCCAGUAGAUACCAAUCUCAUAGAACUUGACACAAACGAUGACGACAUUGUAUUUGAGGACUUUGCCCGCCAGAGACUGAAAGGCAUGAAAGACGACAAGGAGGAAGAGGAGGACGGUACCAGCUCUCCACAGCUCAACAACAGAUAGACAGGGGCCAGGCCCUCCCUCUGGGCAGCUCCAGGUCCACUGUCACGCACUAGGAUGCUUAUUUGUCUUCUUCCUGUUCUGGUUGCCCCUUCCUCUUUGUUCUUCCAGUUUCUACCAGGGGCCCCAGUGGUCUUCCAGGUUAUGGUGAUGAGCCUCUGGCCUCAGGACUGGCCCCAACAGCACCAUGCCACCAGGGCCACAGUGCACCCUUUUAAUCCCCUACCUCCAUCCAUCACCUCUCCUUCCCCCUCCUCAACAUACUCCCCCCCAGAAAGGCUACCACAAGCCCUGGCCUUGGAAUUCAAAUUGAGAUGAGGAGCAGAAAGGGGAGGAUGGGGUGGGGAGAGGCAUGGUGACUGCGGGCAGGGGGACUUGGAGGGGUGGGAUGAGGGCUAAUGACACAUAAGUGGAUGUCCACAGUCCCAGGUGGUCAACACAGUUCUGGCAGCUAAAAGAUGACCACACUGAAGGCUACCCGCUUCCGGAAUGGUUCUCUGGAGGAACUAGGGUGUAGGAUUCUGGCUGGGAGGGGCAGAUUUGUAGAUAGAUUCGCAAUGCUUUUUGUAGUUUGGACCCCCUAAAGACCUCUACCCUUCAGUCCCCACCCCUGCCUCAUGUCCAUCUGUGUCUGAUAGUGGCAUUAAUGAAGGCCCAUAGGCCCCAGGAAUGGAGAAAAGCAACUGGACUGAUUUUCUUACCAGCAGUUACCUAGUCUAAGGCAAGCUGUGAAAACUAGCCCAAGUAUAUUGCAGCAUUGUCAGGAUGUAACAUUUUAGCUACCUUGUAUCUUAUGUAUCUGGAUAUAUGUAUAUGUUGUUGUUGUUAUAAAGGGCUGCAGAGUCAGUUCCGACUCAUAGCAACCCUAUGUACAACAGAACAAAACAUUGCCUGGUCCUGCUCCAUCCUCACAAUUGUUGCUAUGUUUGAGCCCAUUGUUGUAAACACUGUGUCAGUCCAUCUCAUUGAGGGUCUUCCUCUUUUUCACUAACCCUCUACUUUACCAAGCAUGAUGUCCUUCUCCAGGGUCUCUCCUGAUAACAUGUCCAAAGUACGUGAGACAAAGUUUCACCAUCCUCACUUCUAAGGAGCAUUCUGGCUGUACUUCUUCCAAGACAGAUUUGUUUGUUCUUCUGGCAGUUCAUGGUCUACUCAAUAUUCUGCAGCAACACCAUAAUUUGAAGGCAUCAAUUCUUCUCUGUUCUUUCUUAUUCAUUGUCCAGCUUUCACAUGCAUAUGAGGCAACUGAAAAUAACAUGGCUUGGGUCAGGCACACCUUAGUCCUCAAGGUGAUAUCUUUGUUUUGUUUUGUUUUGUUUUAACACUUUGAAGUGCUCUUUUGUAGCAGAUUUGCCCAGUGCAAUGCAUUGUUUGAUUUCUUGACUGCUGCUUCCAUGAGUGAAUAUACAGAGAGGGAAAGAAGGGAGAAAGUGCCAACUAGUGGCAGAGUGAGCUGCAGCUCCUGAGGAGGUUUCCUGAAGGGGGACUCUAAGAAAGGGGCAGGGGCCUGGAAGAUCAGAGUCUGACUUUUCUCCCCUUGUGACUUAAGAAUUAUCAUCAUGUGGGAAGCAAAGCUAGAGGUCCAGAGGGGGCCAGGGCCCGCAUGUCCUCCUGCCCCUCCCCAUGGUUCUCCAGGGAUGGGCUGGGCUGGACUUGCAGGCUGGGAGAGAGCACCUGAGGUCACCAUGGCCACAGUCAAACCAGGUCCUUCCCCAGAAGGUAGCAGGGUCCAUCAAGAUGCCCUUGCCCGAUGGAAAAGAGGCAGCUGGUUAGCAAAGAAGCUCUUUGUUUCUUUGGGGGAGUUGAUGACCCCCAGCAGUACCUAGUGCCAUGGUACCCAUGAGCUGGUGUUGGUGUGAUUGGGACCUGGGGCAUUUCCAAGGCAGCAGGGCAGGUGGGUGAUGAGGUAGGAAGAGUUAAAAGAUAUCUGUUCUUGUCUGGCCUUUGAUGCUAACUUGCUGUGUGACCUUGGGCAAAUUCCUCCCCUUCUCCUGGCCUCCAUUCCUCACCUGAAAAACCAAGGGGUUUGACCAAGGGUCCUUGCCAGCUCUGGCCCCCUGAGAAAUUGUGAAUAAUGGAGCCCUGGUCUGGUGGAGCUGCUGACCCUGGUCUUUCUGUCUCCAGAGGGGGUUCAUGGAACCCGAGAGGGAACAGGGUCUUAGACAGCACCUUGCCCACUCCACACCAAGCCUGGGAAGGGCCCUUCUUGGGCCUUAGCAUCAGGUUGCCUGAUGUUAAGCUCUGUUUCUUAGCUGUGACCUUAGCUGUGUCCUAGGGCCUGAGUGUUAAAGGGAGGGGCAGAGCUUCAGUUUGUUGGGUCUUGGGUGGGCCUCCAGUACCUCGUGGCCCCUGUGGAAGUGGACAACCUAAGGUUUUUUCUUAUACCCAAGCAAAUAUAUUGGUUAGCAGGGCAAGAUGGCUCUCUCUUCCAUUUCUGCUCCUUUCCAACUCUGUCCCAUACAUGCCUAAAAAGAGAGACAACGAAAUGUUAUUAUACAGGUUGCAUCUCUGUCCUCCGUGGGGUAGGCUAUGCUGCCAUUUCCCAUGGUGCAAUUACCCAGUUCACAAGCCUGGCACUGUACCCCAGCUCUUCCCUCCUGAAUCCCAUUGAGACUCAACGCAAAGGACUCCUACCCAAUUACCCAAUGCCAUCGAGUUGAUUCCUUUAGUUAGCAGCUGUAGCACUUAACCACUACACCACCAGGGUUUCCAAAUGACUCCUAUACCAGGUCAAAACUAAGCAAGCUCAGGGCAGUCACAGUCCCCGGGCCAGUCCUGGGGUCCUAGGUGCAAAUGCUCCAGGCAUCUAUGCCCCCUGUCAGAACUUGCUGUGCAGUUUGCCCCUCAUCUGGGCAGCUGUUGAGUUGAUGAAAUGUUGGAACAACUCAUGGCAUUUACAUACUCUUCAGUGUCAUCCUUCAAAUCUUUUGGGACUAGUACAAGACCCAUUAGAAUUUAGGGUGAUCAUCCACCUGCAAAUCUCUUUCCCCAGCCCCCAACACAUACACACAAAAGAUUUGUCAGGCUGAUUUCUUGAGCUUCCUCCACCUCAAUAUUACAUUUACCCUUUUGGGUUAUCCCAGUGUUGUUUAACUGAA
Messenger RNA from Loxodonta africana (African savanna elephant), 4646 nucleotides. It is a transcript of the gene ARRB1, whose product is annotated as arrestin beta 1. Gene Ontology annotation, molecular function: G protein-coupled receptor binding. The transcript is spliced from 16 exons. Gene Ontology annotation, cellular component: cytosol; plasma membrane; nucleus. The coding region runs from base 4 to 1551 and encodes 515 amino acids. Gene Ontology annotation, biological process: signal transduction; visual perception; G protein-coupled receptor internalization. NCBI's taxonomy places the organism in Eukaryota, Metazoa, Chordata, Mammalia, Proboscidea, Elephantidae. The record is from RefSeq and is a predicted model, not a curated record.